CGGAGCCGGCGGAAGUGGUUUCUUCGCUGGACCUGAGUGUUUGUGUUUUGGUUCGGGAAGAAGCUCGGCUGCGAGGGGAGGGGACGGAGGGAGGAGGAGGAAGAAGUCGGAACUCGAGCGCGGCGACGGCGGAGGAGGAGGACCGACGGAGGCGGAGCGGAGAGGCGGAGAGGCGGAGACGCGGCCCGGCAGGGGCGACUCGGGGCGCCCACCCCGCGCCGGCCAGUGUGAGAAGCAGCGAGCAGGCGACGCGGCUGCAGCUGCGGCGCCUCCGACCUCCGCGCCGUGCGUGGCCUCGCUGCCGGGAGCCGCGCCCCAGGUCUUUGGAAGUAAAGAUUCAGUAGCUUUGAACUUUAAAAGGCGCUGAAUAUGGAGGCACCCAUCUGUCAUCCCAGCAUUCUGGAAGCUGAGUUUUUCUGUGAGAAUCUGAUGUUGCCCUGAAAAUUUGGAAGCAGCAAGGACAUUCGGAACAAGUUUUGCCCUGUAUUUAUUGUUUUGUAGAGCCUUCUACUUGUUGGGCAAGCACUCUACUAGUCUUCAACCCCAAAGUCAAAUUGUUGAAGGUAUUUUCUCCAGAAAGAAAGCAAAAUUGAUAUUGCAUCCUGGAAGUUCAUUUAGAAAUCUGAAAUUAGGGACUUCUUUCAAAUUUGGACAUGGCUAAUCGAGGAGCAACAAGACCCAAUGGACCAAAUACUGGGAAUAAAAUAUGCCAGUUCAAACUGGUACUUCUAGGAGAGUCUGCUGUUGGCAAAUCAAGCCUGGUGCUUCGCUUUGUGAAGGGCCAAUUUCAUGAAUUUCAAGAGAGUACCAUUGGGGCUGCCUUUCUAACCCAAACUGUGUGUCUUGAUGACACAACAGUAAAAUUUGAAAUAUGGGAUACAGCUGGCCAAGAACGGUACCAUAGCCUAGCACCAAUGUACUAUCGAGGAGCGCAAGCAGCCAUAGUUGUGUAUGAUAUUACAAAUGAGGAGUCCUUUGCAAGAGCAAAAAACUGGGUUAAAGAACUUCAGAGGCAAGCAAGUCCUAAUAUUGUGAUAGCUUUGUCAGGAAACAAGGCUGACCUAGCAAAUAAAAGAGCUGUUGACUUCCAGGAAGCACAGUCCUAUGCAGAUGACAACAGUUUAUUAUUCAUGGAGACAUCAGCUAAGACAUCAAUGAAUGUAAAUGAAAUAUUCAUGGCAAUAGCUAAAAAGCUGCCAAAGAAUGAACCACAGAAUCUAGGCGCAAACUCGGCCAGAGGACGAGGAGUAGACCUUACUGAGCCUGCACAGCCAGCCAGAAGCCAGUGUUGUAGUAACUGAACUCCAGUGUGAACUUCCUGAAUGGCAAAACCCGUGAAGUGGGAGCAUUUAGCCGGCCCAGUGUGACUUCAAAAAAGAGACUUUUGGUAGAAUCAAGUUUCUAAUACUGAAUUAUUUUGAGUGUUUUGACUUAAUUUUUAAUAACAUGCAUGUGUUCUUCCGACUAAUGUUUUGGCAGUAGAAGGGGAAAUGAGAACUGUGUACAAUUUGUUCCACGGGAAAGUGGAUAAAAGGGGAACCAUUUAUCUCCAGUGGGUGUGGACCCACACUUAACCCAACCAGUCUUCAAACUGGUAUAAUAGUUAGGUGUGAAAGAUUCAGAAUUACUAAUGUGAGCUUUAGGAAAACAUUUUUAGAAGACUAAAAAUAUUUAUGCUUAGCAACAGAAGCCAAGCAAAUGGUAAUUUCUUCUAUUGUCUAAAAAGUGUACAUUCCACAUAAUAAUAAAAUAAUCCUAAGAAAACAGUCCUACAUCUCCAGAAAGAAUGAAUAUUGAUGAUAUCUUGCUCAGUCCUGUUAUUUCUUAAUAUUUGAUUGAAAAGAAGUCAUGUGUAACCCCAUCUUGUUUUAGGAAUAUAAAACUGAUAAAUGCAUCUUAAUGGGAGCUCUUCAACAAAGUGGAAACAAACCAGGUGUCUGAUUUCUCUUUAAUCACUGUUGACCAUUACAUAGAGGUCUGUCUGGAGCAGGGAGGGAGCUCUGGUUCCUUUUGGACAUGAUUAGUCAGUGCACUAACAAUUAUGUACAUUCAAACUUGAUUUUAAAUAUGAUCUUCAGCUGUACUGUAAAUAGAGUACUGCAUUGUAGUUUCCAUGUUUAUUAUUUUCUGUAAUAUUUAAGAAUUACCUAAGCAUAUACAAAAUGUACAGUUACUAAAACAGCUACUUAUUUCUUUGUCCCCCUAUAAAAGGAAGGGGCUUUGCUGUUCUUCAUGGCUCGAACCAUAAUAAACACUGUACCUGCAAUUUGUAACAUAAGUAUUACAAUGUUCUUAGUAAUAAUCUUGAAACCUUGUUUUUCAAAGUCCAUUUAAUUUUGAUCAGUAUAUUGCACUAAUUAUUUUAGGUAUUUUCAUUAUAUGAAAUCUACCAUUGUGUCAGAUGAUUUAAUCUAUUUAAGUGUUGAUCUGCUAGCAGAACGUGUACAUUUUACAGUAACUCAAAAUUAGUAAGGAAAACAGUUCACCAGUGUUUAGUUUUAUAUUGAGGUGCUCAGGUUGGAAUAAAGUGGUAUAAAAAGCAA
This is a messenger RNA of Chionomys nivalis (European snow vole), 2543 nucleotides long. RefSeq names its product RAB5A, member RAS oncogene family (gene Rab5a). The transcript is spliced from 9 exons. Gene Ontology annotation, molecular function: GTP binding; GTPase activity. Bases 654 to 1301 code for a protein of 215 amino acids. The record is from RefSeq and is a predicted model, not a curated record. Lineage: Eukaryota; Metazoa; Chordata; Mammalia; Rodentia; Cricetidae.